AUGUCUGAAGUUGCCUCUCUCAACAACUUCUUUGACGCAAUCGAAGUCACAUACUGCACCUUUGAGGGUGAGACGAUCCAACUCAAGAUGCCAUUUACCCUGACCCAUACGGCGGAGGCUACGAGGGCCCCCGAAGAUUGCGGCACCGCAGCGCCUACUAAUGUUAUCUCGACAUCUUGUUCGUACAACGAAGCUUAUCUGACGCCCCUCUAUACUGCCCGUCAAUGUGCGGAGUAUGCUAAACUUGGCUUGAUGGGAAUUACUGUCCUCUAUAGCUCUGGUGACUAUGGAGUUGCUGAAAAUGGCAGUUACUGCCUGACGUCUAACGGAAUCUAUUCCCUGGACAACACCAUCUUCAACCCCAGUUUCGUGGGAACUUGCCCCUACAUCACAUCUGUUGGUGCUACUCAGGCCAACCCUAAUUCGGCGGUCUAUGAGCCGGAAGGGGCCUGUGGACAGGUCAUCUACUAUGGCGGUGGUUUCAGCAACUACUUUGCGAUGCCUGAUUACUCCCGAUAUCUGGACCGCUCAGGAACGUCCCGUGGUUUCCCUGACACUGCUGCCAAUGGGACCAACUUCGUUGUUGCCAUUGAUGAUACAUAUGAAUUGAUUUGUGGAACGUCCUGCUCUUCCCCAGUCAGUGGAUCCAUCUUGACGAUAGGAUUCAUCAAUCUAACUAUCUACUCGCCUAGCUUUGCCGGCGUUUUUAAUGAUAUCAUCAUGGGCGGAAACCAAGGAUGUGGUAUAGCUGCAUACACUGCCCUUCCUGGCAUUGACCCAGUUACUGGACUGGGGACCCCCAAUUUCCCGAAGCUUCUUGCGUCGUGGUUACUCCUUCCGUAGACUUUGAGCUCGACAUUUUGGAAUAAAGUCGAUGCUGCGUGGUGUAAAUUGUCAGUCAG
Suillus bovinus is the source of this 902-nucleotide messenger RNA. Its product is annotated as peptidase S8/S53 domain-containing protein. Gene Ontology annotation, biological process: proteolysis. The transcript has 5 exons. Gene Ontology annotation, molecular function: tripeptidyl-peptidase activity; serine-type endopeptidase activity. The coding region runs from base 1 to 843 and encodes 280 amino acids. Lineage: Eukaryota; Fungi; Basidiomycota; Agaricomycetes; Boletales; Suillaceae. The record is from RefSeq and is a predicted model, not a curated record.